Physella acuta is the source of this 1881-nucleotide messenger RNA. RefSeq lists its product as uncharacterized. Lineage: Eukaryota; Metazoa; Mollusca; Gastropoda; Physidae. The record is from RefSeq and is a predicted model, not a curated record.
UUUGUAGUUCAAUAGAUCCAAUCUGUAAAACUAUUUCAUAUUAUUGUUGCUUGUUUUAAAUAAACAUGCCGGUCAGUCAAAAUCCAAAAGAGUGUGGGUGGUUUUAUCAUGCUCCAGCAAAAAAACAGAUUGGUCCCAAGGUGGACUACCCAGCUCCUUCUAACAUACCAGGACUUGGGUUUGAUGACCCAGCAUCGACCCAAAGACCCGAAGUCAGAGAAAUGGUGUUCAGAGAAACAGAUUCUAAAUAUAUCCGCAUGGCCAAGAUGGGAGGAAGAAAAGAUUUGUUGUCAUUCAAGCCAAUCACUAACCACAAAGUUUCCGAUGGUCCAGUGGGCUACCCCAGGAAUGAUUGGUUUUAUUUAGAAGACAACAGAUUAGAGGAUGAAACUGAAAAACCAAAGCAACAACAGCAGUGGGAGUUUCUUUUGCCUGAAUAUAUGGUACACAAAAGCUACAAGCCAUCCUUUGAAGAUCCAGAGGUGAGGCCUACCCGCAGUGCUGCCCCCUAUCACACAGAAGUAAACUCUGUGAUAGAAGAGGGGAGAGCAGCCACAGACAAAACUGUUCGAAUUCCUGAGCUGAGAAAACAAGGGUAUGGAGUAAGAAAUGAGAAGCCAGCACGCCCUGCCCAGAAGCCCCCAGUUAGAGAGAAACCAGUCAAACCCCAGGAGUCUGAGAACUGGCAGGGGCAGCAGGAGAGGAAGAGCAAACCACAGAUGUUAGUACCAAGUGAGAAAGAAGAGCCAACGAGCAUGAGCAAGCUGCUGUCAGGUGACUACGAGAGACAGUGGUACUCCAAGCUAUCAGAGCUGCAGCACCAGGAGCCUCAGGCCCAGCCCAGGGCUGCUGACAGUGAGAGGCAGGCUGGAACUAGUCAGACAAAAACAGCAUCUGCGACCCACAGACGGGCCAGGUCAGAUAUCCACCCCAACAGUGCUCAGAAAACAAAGACCCAUGAGGAUGAGGAUAAGGAGCUCUUCAAACUGUCCAGGUUCAAGAAUGUUUCCAGUAAAGUAGACACGUACCAGAGACCAGAACUUUUGACAGCUGCCAAUUAAAACAAAAAACUGUUUGCCAUAUUGUUUCAAUGAAUCCAUCCAUCUUUGUUCCACAAUAACUAUAUAACAUCUAGUUUUAAUAAUGAGUAAAUUUUCAUUUUUGUAACAUCUUUAUUUUAAAUUUAAAUAUUUUUUUAAAAUCACUUUUUAUUAACUAAAAGUAUUACAAAUGAAUAUCUUUUUUUUGUAUGUUGUUUUACUUGUUGCCCAAUCUAGUAUUAUAUUUUAGCAUUAUUCUAGAGCUAGUUGUUUCACUACAAUCACUUUGUGUGGGCACAGUUUAAAUCUCUGUAAAUCAUGAACAGGGCAUGCCAAUAAGAAACAAAACAAGAAUGACAAAAACAUUUGAUAGUCUUAUACAAUCUUAUAUUAGAUAGUUGAAAAUGUUUACAAAAAGUAUUAUCAAAAGUCCUGAUAAUUUCUCUGGGAAAUAUUUCAGCUAAAUAAACUUUAAUUUAUUGAAUACUCAAAUUUAUUUCGACACAUUCCUCACACACUGUCAAGGCUUAAAAUAUAAAUAUAAAUACACACAUGCACAUAUAUAAACAUACAUAUUAAAUAUACUAAUAUGUGUGCAUAUGUUUCUUUAAAUAUAUAUUUUUACAUAGGCCUAGAUAUGUAUAUUUACUAAUUUAUCCUAUGAUUAAUUUACUUGUACUGCUUUAGUAACUAUGAAGCAUUUACUGUAUGCUUUGAUUUUCUACAGUAGGUCUAUUAUGCAGGCACUGUAUUUUUUAAAUACAAUCAAACUCAACUACAUGUUUAUAAAUGAUGAAUGCUCUUCCUGUAUGUAAAAUAAACAUUCAUCUUGACCUAACUA